Enterobius vermicularis (human pinworm) is the source of this 1011-nucleotide messenger RNA. The record is from the annotation of a GenBank genome assembly. NCBI's taxonomy places the organism in Eukaryota, Metazoa, Nematoda, Chromadorea, Rhabditida, Oxyuridae.
AUGAUGGCGGGGCUUGGACCUCCAUUGCCACCCCGAAUAGAAAGUACCGGCAAGGUAGCAACAUGGCGUGAAUCAUUGGCUGCAUUGCUCUGCUUACUGUUGGUACUGACAGUAUUAAUAUCAAGUUUAUGCCUGUUUGUACAUCUUUGGAGAGAAAAGAAUCUAUAUGAUGAAUUGGUGAUUUAUUUACAAAAAACUGAAGCAAUCAGUAAGAUUAAUUACAACAAUCCGAUACGGCAAUUCCACCUGGAAGAGCAAGAUUUGGAAGCACUUGGAACGCACAGAACUUAUAAAACUAUACUAUGGACUUUCUUUUUUGCUGAUUUGGGCUGCUUGGUAUUAUUAGCGUUAUCGUUACUUCUGUACUUUACUGUUGAUGUCAGUAAGGGAAAAGCAUUUACAGCUUUUUGGGUUCUUUUUGGGAUUACAUUUUUUUAUUGUAUUGCCGAAAUUCACAUCUUCUCUUUUGCACUGUUUCCGUAUUCGACAUCAUUGGCUGCAAAUGCUAAAAAAUUAUUGACCGAAGCCUUACCGCAUAAUCCGCAAGGUGUGGACCCAAUUGAACAUCAGCUACGAUGUACUUUCGAUGUCAGAGCCGAACCUCAGUUCAGAAGGAAUACUUGCGAAUCUGCAGUAACAUCAACGUUUGUUUCAAAGCGCCUUCUGUGGGGUUUGAUGGCACUUCGUUUGAUUCCAAUCGUGCUGUUUAUUAUGCUCAUUGCAAGGAAAUUUUCUGUCAGUUCAACGUUAGCCUCAUUUGUUGAACGGAUGAAACCGUUCUUGAGAGAAUCGGAAUCAAGAGCUGCUAUUUGCAGGCCAAAUGUUGCUACUCCUUUGCCGCCAAUACCAUCGCCAGGUACGGUGGAUCAUAGUAUCAGCUACAAUAAUGCAGCAUAUUUUGCAACUGCCGGAGCCUCACAACCCGGAAGCAGCGAAAUUUCACGGUGUGAUGCCAUUGAUCUAUAUAAACCAGUUGUGCAUACCAGCAGCAGUAUAAUGUCUGAAGUUUGA